This is a messenger RNA of Rhododendron vialii, 1181 nucleotides long. RefSeq names its product ras-related protein RABB1c. Gene Ontology annotation, cellular component: Golgi apparatus. Bases 353 to 988 code for a protein of 211 amino acids. The transcript has 6 exons. The record is from RefSeq and is a predicted model, not a curated record. Lineage: Eukaryota; Viridiplantae; Streptophyta; Magnoliopsida; Ericales; Ericaceae. Gene Ontology annotation, molecular function: GTP binding; GTPase activity.
UCUCUCUCUCUCUCUCUCUCUCUCUAAAGAAGUUACGAAGAAGGAAAGGAAAAGGGGAGAGGGGACGACGACUAGCCUUCGAAAUUACGAAAGCUUUUCGUCAACCCUAUCCCUCUCUCUGUCCUCUUCCUCUUUAACCCUCAUUAAUAUACCAUACGUAUACGCCUACAUAAUCCAGAUCCAGAUUAUAAUAAUAACAAUCCCAAUUGCUUUCACAUAAGAUAAAUCCUUCAUUCUUGUCGGGUUUAGAUCUAGAUCCCUUUCUCCAAAAGCCUUGCUUGUUGCGCCUAUUCAAGUUUUACGUACGAUUCACGUAUCCAGUUCCGGUACGAAUUCAAGGAUCUGAGCAGCCAUGUCGUACGCCUACCUCUUCAAGUACAUCAUCAUAGGAGACACCGGAGUUGGAAAAUCAUGUCUUCUUCUCCAGUUUACGGACAAGAGGUUUCAACCAGUUCAUGACCUAACCAUUGGUGUUGAAUUUGGGGCCAGAAUGGUCACAAUCGAUAGCAAGCCAAUAAAGCUACAGAUCUGGGACACGGCGGGUCAAGAAUCAUUCAGAUCUAUUACAAGAUCAUACUACAGAGGGGCAGCUGGAGCACUGCUUGUUUAUGACAUCACUAGGAGGGAAACUUUCAAUCACCUUGCGAGCUGGUUGGAAGAUGCAAGGCAGCAUGCCAAUGCAAACAUGACUAUCAUGCUCAUUGGAAACAAGUGUGAUCUUGCUCAUAGAAGGGCUGUAAGCACGGAGGAAGGCGAGCAGUUCGCGAAGGAAAAUGGCUUGAUCUUCAUGGAGGCUUCGGCAAAAACUGCUCAGAAUGUUGAGGAGGCAUUUAUAAGCACAGCCUCGACAAUCUAUAAGAAGAUUCAGGAUGGAGUGUUUGAUGUAUCAAACGAGUCUUAUGGAAUAAAAGUCGGAUACGGUGGCAUUCCAGGGCCAUCAGGAGGUAGAGAUGCUUCUGCUUCUCAAGGAGGAGGCUGCUGCGGUUGAAAAUCAAGCUUCUCAGAAAUGACUCACAUUCCUUUGUUUGUUCACUUGUGCCUUUAUAGGAUUUGAUGUUGUUUUACCCGUGGAACGUGUCACCUGUCUAUUAAUGCUAUCUCUAAUUUGUGAAAAAUAUCGACAAUAAUAACCUGAAUUCUAGUAAAUAUCGGAUGUGUUUAUACCUGGAUUUUUUUUCCAA